AGGAAAUCGCGAACUUUAGUCAUGCGCGGCAUUAUCGCGAAGUUGAUUGCUCAGCGACCAAGACAUCCUUUUGAUUUUUACUCUGCCUCCCCUCUCAACUCGCGACUGACGUUCUUCACGACCAGACGGAUUUCGCCCACCCCACUACCCCGCCAUGACUUCACGAACACUCAUUAUCGCGCCGCCCUCAGUUGCGGCGCACCCCGAGAAGCUGAACAGCAUAUACGAGAUCCAUGACCGCUCUUCAACAGACCUGCAGAUGCUUGACCGCAUUGCGGCAGGUCUGGCAAACCUCCCUACGUCCACUUAUGACGUGGUUCUCCUCCUCACCGACGCCGCUGGCACAUCGCGCGAAAGCCACGCCCUCCUCGUCCGCGACGUUAUGCACAAGAUUGUCGGCGCCCUGAAGACUGGUGGCAUAUUUAAGAGCCAGGACGGUGCUCUGCAGGGUUCAGAGAAGACUGAAGCCAUUCUCGCAGGCCUGGUCGAGGGCACAGAGGGCAUGACCAAGCCCGCACAGGAGGAGCCAGUGUCGAUACCCUUGAAGUUUGGCAGGAAGAAGUCAGCGAAUGGAGCAAACGGCACAAACGGCGUGGAUCGCAGCACCAGCGGCGCCGUCCAGGAACUCAACGCAGACGGCUCUGUCCCGCUGAACCUGAACCGCAUCAACCUGAACGGCAAGCGACCCUCACCUGAGCCCGUUUCUGCAAAGCCUUCAGGCGUAGGCUUUGUCGACUUCAGCGACGAUCUCGACGAUCUCAUCAUCACCGGCGAAGACGACGACCUGAUCGACGAAGACGAGUUCAUCACAGAAGAAGACAUGGCCCGCCCUGUCAUCCAGCCCGCCGAAUGCCGCCCCAAGCCUGGCAAGCGUCGCCGCGCCUGCAAAGACUGCACCUGCGGCAUGAAGGAGCGACUCGAAGCCGAAGACGCCGCGAAGCGCGCCGACGCCGACAAGAAGCUUAACACAAUGAAAUUUGGAGCCGACGAUCUGCUCGACGAGGUGGACUUCACAGUCCAGGGCAAGGUUGGCAGCUGCGGAAACUGCGCACUUGGCGAUGCGUUCAGAUGCGAUGGUUGCCCGUACAUUGGUCUGCCCGCGUUCAAGCCUGGCGAGGAGGUCAGACUGCUGAACAACGAUAUUCAGUUGUAGAUGACAAGAGCGACAUGUGCAUGGAUGGCGUUUGGGAUAUACCAUGGCGAUAUGAAGGAGUUUAAGGCAUGGUAGUGCGCAUAAACAGGCGUAGGCGCCUCUGCAUUAGACUAAAUUAGACGAAAUGAAACGAAUCAAAACUGCAAUUUGUACCAUCAUCCUUAUC
Messenger RNA from Didymella exigua CBS 183.55, 1319 nucleotides. RefSeq names its product Fe-S cluster assembly protein dre2. NCBI's taxonomy places the organism in Eukaryota, Fungi, Ascomycota, Dothideomycetes, Pleosporales, Didymellaceae. Gene Ontology annotation, molecular function: iron-sulfur cluster binding. The record is from RefSeq and is a predicted model, not a curated record. Gene Ontology annotation, cellular component: cytoplasm. The transcript has 2 exons. Gene Ontology annotation, biological process: iron-sulfur cluster assembly. The coding region runs from base 155 to 1153 and encodes 332 amino acids.